CAUCACAUGUUAGUUUGCUCAUCGGCCCCAGAUUAAAUCACAGAACAUCAGGACAGAGAGGGAGAGGAGCUGCGACAGCUGGAGCAGCAGGGACGGGGGCUCUGUCCGAGAACACAGGACACAUUUGGGGUUACUUUUUUUUUUCUCUAAAUUUGAAAUAAAUUCAUUAUUUUUGUUUCCAUACUGCAGAGUUAGAAUGGGAGCCCUGCGAUUUGCUUUUCUUCUCCUGGUGUGCGCCUGCGCUGUUUACCAAUCUGAUGGACGCAAAACCUACGCUGACAUUUUCCCCCACAAACAUGACGUAGCUGGGAAGCUUCCAUUUCCAAUCCCACCAAUCCCCGGCUGGGAUCCUGACACCAACCCAUGGGACGAUUUCCUCUACCCCCCACUCAACCCAAAGCCAAAGGAGCUCACGCACCACAGAGGUAAACCUAAAGUCCAUCUGACCAGCGACAGCCCGGCUCUCAAUGGUUCUUGCAUCUCUUUCACUGCCAAGCUGGAGUACCCUCCGUGCCAGAAGGAGGAUUCCAAUGGGGACUUGGUUUGGGACGAGCACUGCGAGGACGGUACGGAGCUGGAGGCCUCAGCAGCUAAUGGACAGGUACGUUCUGGAUACGUGUACAACUGGACCUCCUGGAUGGAUGACUACGGCUAUGGAAAGUGUACAGACCUGAAGAAGUGCAACGUGUUCCCUGAUGGAAAGCCCUUCCCUCAGAGCAGCGACUGGAGACGCAAGAGCUACGUCUAUGUGUGGCACUCAAUGGGCCAGUACUAUGAGACAUGUGACGGCUCCUCCUCGAGUGUAACCAUCAACACCACAAACAUCCCUUUAGGGGCAGAAGUCAUGGAGGUCAUGGUCUACAGGAAACGAGAGCGCAGGAAGUACAGCCCCCUCACCACGGACAACACCGUCUUUUUCAUCACAGAUAAGAUCCCAGUGGCGGUCGACAUCUCCCAGAGGUCUGUGGUCAACCAGUCUGACAAUGUUUUCUUUCGUGGUGAGGAUGUGAUCUUCAAAGUCCAGCUUCAUGACCCCAGCGGGUACCUUAAAACCGCCACCUCUGUCGACUACAUCUGGGACUUCAGAGACGGCAAUCAGGUUGUGACACACCGCGAACUGACCACACACACCUACAACAGGCUGGGGAACAUGAGCGUGAAGCUGGUGGUGGAGGCGGCGUUUGCUGUAGAGUGUCCCCCACAUGCUGUGACCCCCUCUCAUCCUCCCACAGAGGCUCCCACGGCUCCUCCAGGUACUCACGCUGGUACUGUCAAGAUGGAGACCACACGGGCUCCACGCAGCACCAGCUGGCCCCUUCCCUCGACUACGUCCACUCCCAGCGCCAUGCCAACCACAGAGCCCCUCCCCCCGACCGUGGCCAGUUCGACUCCAGAGUACGACCCCACCUGGCUCCGCAGGAGACGUCUCAACAGCAACGAGUGUUUCCGCUACGCUCACGGCUCCUUUGUUGGAAACAUCACCAUUAUUGAGCGUAAAAACAGCCUGGGCGGCCCACUGAACAGUCGCAUCGUGGACGUGUCGGCCUCCAGAGUGACCAACACCGACAUCAACUUCCUGGUCAAAUGUCUGGGCAACAUCCCCACCUCCGCCUGCACCAUCGUGUCAGACCCCAGCUGCACCCGUGUGAGUAACAUUAUGUGUGAUGACGUCCCCCCGUCGCCUCGCUGUGAGGUGCAGCUCAGGCGGACGUUUCUGGAGCCGGGUACCUACUGUGUCAACAUCACGCUGGAGGACUCCAGCAGUCUGGCCCUGACCAGCACUACCGUCACCAUCAGCAAGUCCCAGGAUGCACCUGGAGUGACCAAGAAGUCUAAUGCUGCAGAGGUGGUGCUGUCCUCCAGCGCUGUGAUGGUGGCCGUCUUUGCCUUCAUUGCCUACCUUGUCUGCAGACGUUACAAGGUGUACCGACCCAUUCGCAGGUCACUGAUCGAGGAUGCCCGCGGCAAUGUUGGAGUCAAGGACCGCAUGGCCCGCAUGAGGGAGGCCCUCUUCCCCUCCAAUGAGGAGAGCCAUCACCUGCUGACUGAGAGACGCCCCCUGUAGGUUUCAAGGAGCUACGCUAGAGCAUUCCUGCACAUGAUGGCAAAAUUGCAGGAGAAAAAUCAGGAAUCAAGUGCAGAUCUGAGCUGAAUUCACACAUGAAGACAGCAGGAAAUCAUUUACGCCUGUGUUGAAUCAUUAGUAAUUAAUGCUGAUGUCUUGUUUGCUUCUUAAUUAUCAUGUUAUGGUUGUUUUUUGCUUGUUUUUUGAUACACUUUAGCAGGAGAUUAACUGUGCUCAUGCUCAUGUUUGUUGUGAAGUGUAAAUGCAAACUCUGUUCCACACACUGCUUCAUAAUACUGACCUUCCACUGUAAUGAUAACACUUUCUGGAUGGAUUUCUUUUAUAAUAUUGACAUUUGCAUGCUGCUUUACAGCUGAGAGGAUUAGAAUGAAAAAACUCCAAAACUAAUUCCAGGACUUCACUUGAGACUUCACACUUGAAUA
Cheilinus undulatus (humphead wrasse) is the source of this 2508-nucleotide messenger RNA. RefSeq names its product glycoprotein (transmembrane) nmb (gene gpnmb). The coding region runs from base 197 to 2065 and encodes 622 amino acids. Gene Ontology annotation, molecular function: integrin binding. The record is from RefSeq and is a predicted model, not a curated record. The transcript is spliced from 12 exons. Gene Ontology annotation, biological process: cell adhesion. NCBI's taxonomy places the organism in Eukaryota, Metazoa, Chordata, Actinopteri, Labriformes, Labridae.